AUGAAGGUGGAUGGGAUUGGCCGGGACAAGAGUAGUGGAGAAGACGGGGACAAGCACGUCACAAGUAGUAGUGGAGAGCCAGCAAAGGGUGACAACACACUAAGUCCCCUUCCGUAUGACCCUAGACAUCAAGGGGCUCAGCCAGAUCAAUCUGACUCACACCCAGUUCGACUUGGAGCACAAGACGGAUCUAAGGAGUCGGAUGGGAGCAGUUCUGAGAGAUUCACUGAUGCAAUGAGUGAGGAUGAUUCCGAUGGGAAUGAAGACGAACGAUUUGAAGACGCUCAAGAAACCCCUUUAACGGACAAUGAGAAUGUCCCAGAGAUGCCCAGAGAGGAGAAGACCGUCUUCCCUUCAGAAACCUCACCAUCCACAAUAUCCCCUCCCACACAGCACUACUACUACUACGAUCCCGCUCCAUUGAAUCACCACUUGGUGAUAGGUAACCGAUCCUCAAACGUUUCCACAGCCGAGAAUGACACGUACUUUGAUUGUCCACCUGCACCUCCCUCAGAGGAGAAAGAUGGGAGAACCACAAUAGGCCACGGACUUCCCGUACCUGGUGUGACCGGUACAUACCCUAUCGGCGGCCCGAGGCGGACUAAACCAUCACGUCUCAGGACGUGUAUCACAGCCGAACCGUCGGACUUAGGCUCAGAAGACGAAGCAACAAAGCAUAAAUUGCGACUACGACACUUGAUGACAGGUUCAGCCGAAUCUCCCAUCAAUUACGGUUCUGACAGUCAUUCACCUAAGCAACCGAGCCCCACAGAUGGUCAGAGCACCUUGACUUCGAGAGGUGUUGUCCAGGAGGGAUCGGUGGAUGAUGCGGCUCCACCAGUAUCAUCACCCGACGUCGACGACCUCACUUUGAAUCACUGUGAUUUUGAUGCCAAAGGCACUCCAACCGAGGGCUCACCUCCCCCAGAGUAUCAGCUACUGCCUCCUCCAGUCAGUGAAGCUCCCCUUCACCAUGGAAGCGCUAAUUCAGAUGGCUCCGACUCCGACUGGGACGGCUCCAACUCCGACUGUGAAGGCUUCGACUCCGACUGUGAAGGCUUCAACUAUGACUGGGACGGCUUCGAUUCCAACUCCGAUCUUGAAAUACCCCUCUUUGAGGAAGACUUCGACACUCCCCCUUGUAAUGCAAAAGAAUUCUUCAGCUGGUUGAGAACCAGAUUAGAAGCAAGCAAUCCAUAUAUGAGCGUCAGCAAAGCUAAUGAAGCAUAUCUAUCACAAACUCUUCUUGAUAAUGCCAUUUGUACAGUCCUGGAUGAGGCUCAAAAGAUACGCGACAUUGAAUCCCAUUUCAACAGAUACAUGGGCCGGGAAAAUGAGGAUGAAAGGCAAAAGACGCGGCUGAUAGAUGAUUGCCUGACUUUAGGAUUGAAGGGGGAAUAUGAUUUGUUGGCUGAGAGAUUACGGGAGGCCUAUACAGAGGUGGGCGCAAUCAAUAAUACCUACAAAGCUUUGUUACUGGACUCUCUCUUACGAUUUGGCAGUGAUUGCUCGACAAGAAGAAAUACGAGUGAAGAUACUGGGAGGGGGAGAUAG
Tremella mesenterica DSM 1558 is the source of this 1554-nucleotide messenger RNA. RefSeq lists its product as uncharacterized. The transcript has a single exon. Lineage: Eukaryota; Fungi; Basidiomycota; Tremellomycetes; Tremellales; Tremellaceae. The record is from RefSeq and is a predicted model, not a curated record. Bases 1 to 1554 code for a protein of 517 amino acids.